Heterostelium album PN500 is the source of this 1971-nucleotide messenger RNA. RefSeq lists its product as uncharacterized. The transcript has a single exon. Gene Ontology annotation, molecular function: protein binding. NCBI's taxonomy places the organism in Eukaryota, Evosea, Eumycetozoa, Acytosteliales, Acytosteliaceae. Bases 1 to 1971 code for a protein of 656 amino acids. The record is from RefSeq and is a predicted model, not a curated record.
AUGGAAUAUAUAAAUAAACAACAACUUUUAAAAUUAAUAAUAAAUAAUAAAAUUACAAGAAAUAUUAUUUUUAAUUUUGUUAAAUCAAUACAUAGAGAGAAUUUAAAUAAAAAAGAAACAAAACUAUAUAAUUGGAACAAACUCUUGGAAGACCCUUUAUUAAUGGUGGAAUAUAAAUAUUUUAAAUAUUUAAAUGACAAUAGAUUAGAAAUUUUACCAAGACCUACAAAACAACAAAUUCAAUCUAUUGCAGAAUCAUUGGUUAGAUUAGAUAGAUUCGAAAUUCUAAAGUCAAUAAUUCUUCAACUUUCAUCAAUUCAUUCUGAUAUAAUAGUAAAAGAACAACAUAUCGAUUUCAACAGGAUACUAACUGUGGCAUGUGAAUUUGGAAGAUAUCAAAUAGCUGUUUAUUUGGUUAAUCAUUUUAGAUUAAAAGAAUACAUCGAAGCAAUACUGAGAAUUCCAAAGUCUGGAAAUGUUAGACUUUUGAAAUGGAUGGUUAAGAGAUUGGUUAGUAAGGAGAAAUUCAUUUGGAUGGCACCGAGAAUGUUGGAGAUGGCUGUUAAAUUUGGAAAUUUUGAAAUGGUAGUGUACCUGUCGAAAUAUACCAAAGCCAAGUCAACCAGCUCACUUCACUAUGCAAUUCUUCAUAAUCACUACAAUGUAAUUCAAUGGUUGGUUGCUCAUGGUGAACCGAUUUGGGGAUAUGACAUAGCAGACUUGGUUCGACAUAAACAAUUCGAUGUUCUACAAUCGGUGCUUGCACGUCUACCACCAUCAUUCUUUAAGAAGGAGAAUCAUCGAUAUGAUGAAAUAGUUGGUUGUGGUGAUUUGGAUAUAGUAAAGACACUUCAUAGUAUGGGAGUGGAAUUUACUUCGAAAUCAAUGUACCAUGCAAUUAAGAGUGGGAAUCUAGAACUUGUUAAAUGGCUGAUUUCCAAUGUUAGAAUACUCUACCUGACCAAUGUAAUGGAUGAAGCAGCUCGAAAUGGAAAGUUUUCAAUUUUACAAUGGUUUCACUUUAAUGUUAAUGAAGGAUGCUCAUUCAAAGCUAUUGACUAUGCAGCUAAAAUCGGAAGAUUGGAUAUAAUAGAGUGGUUAAAUGAGAAAAGGGGUGAAGGAUGUUCAAUUAAUGCUAUGGAUUUUGCAGCGGAAAACAAUCACUUGGAAGUAGUGAAGUGGCUGAAUGAGAAGAGAAGUGAAGGAUGUUCAACAAAAGCUAUGGAUCAAGCUCUUAUCGGUGGUCAUUUGGAAAUGUGUGAAUGGUUGAUGGAGAACCGAACAGAGGGAUACAGCGAUAUGGCAAUUAGGGUUCUUUCUUAUUUCAAUAAUUUAACGAUGUUGAAAUGGUUAGUUGAAAGAAAGAAAGAUGAAGUAGAUCCCAUUCAUUUCUUUAACGUUGGUAUCGAGAUGGCAAUUAGAAAUAGUAGUUUGGAUAUAGUGAGAUAUCUAUUGGAUUUGGUGCCAUCGGAAAGAGUAAUUGGAAAACUAGAAGAGAUCAGUUUCAAAGUAGUUAAAUAUGGUAGCAUAGACAUGGUUACCUUCUUUUUCAGAGAUAGAUGCAUUAGAGUCGAAAAAGAUGAUAUUAUUGAAUGUAUUUUACUUAAAGAUGUAAAGAAAUUUAAAAUACUACUUGAUUAUUAUCAAUUUAAUGAUUGGUCACCGAUGGAUAUGGUAUCGCAAUUGGUUGUAUUGGGCAACGUCGAAAUGCUAUCAUAUCUAUUUUGCAAACACAAAGAACUUAGAGACUACAGUAAACUUACACUUAGAUUAGCAAUGAAAGAGAAUCAUUAUAAUAUAAUAGCAUGGCUACUAGAGAUACCAUCACCGAACAUUGUCUACACAGAUUCGAAAGAGGAAGAUCAAAUCUACAACAACAAGUUCUACUUUAAGGAAUAUAUUGAAAAUCCAACGAAAACCAUCUAUCAACUAAAACUAAAAGCAUUUAAAAAUAACCAAUUGAUAAUUUAA